Molecule: messenger RNA, 1188 nt
Organism: Manduca sexta (tobacco hornworm)
Lineage: Eukaryota; Metazoa; Arthropoda; Insecta; Lepidoptera; Sphingidae
Exons: 5
Coding region: 1-1188 (395 amino acids)
Source: RefSeq, a predicted model, not a curated record
AUGGACCCGACAGAAAGUGAAAAUCUCAUGCGUGAAUACAUCAAGAGAUUCGAUCGCCUAAUAUUUCUACGAUUGAAAUAUUCUGGAUUCGCGAACAUUGGAGCUUCAAUUUUAUUAUCCACGACAGCAACACAGGAUCUCAAAUUGCCAGAAGUCAUAACAAUUGUGCAUUUUGUUACGUUUGCCAAUUUAAUGUUGAUUAACUUGACCUUUUUUAAUAGAAGGUGUGGAUAUCAAAUAUUGGCUAGCUGCAUAGAAAUCGAUGUGUUCUUUGGAGUUAAAGAAACCUCUUUUAUGAGAGAUGUCUCGACGAGGAAUUUAAUAGUAUCUUGUUACGGAGUAGUCAUCACAUCACUAGUAGUUGUUACUUACAUGUAUAUUGUGUUCCUGGUUUCUGUGAAAGUACAUAUCAUCGGUUCAAUAUACUUCGCCUGGCUAUUUUGCACUUAUGACGACUAUUGUCUGUUUCUUUCGAUAUUGGGAUUCUUAUCGAUGAGAGUGAAGUAUCUCAAUGUGGCUAUAAUGAAACUUUCUUCCAUGAAUGCUGAUUAUAUACCAAAUGUAAUGCUUUUUGAUAAAUUGUUUUGGAAAAAAAAUUAUGAUGAUAAUAUAGCAUUUCAUACGAGAGCAGGACAAAAGGAGUUCGCGCAGGCUUUCAGAAUGAUAUUUCAUCUAUUAGACUUGUUGACAAAAAGCUACAAAUUCGCUUUGACAUUAGGAGUCUGGACGAUCGUCGUGGGUACUUUUGUAUCUGUUCAAGUAUUUAUUAUCUACAUUAAAUCUUCGCAUGUUGAUCUACUGCGGGCAAGCGUCGUAGCAGGGUGGGCAGCCGGUAAUUGGUUGUUUAUAUUACUAUUUGGCCAACAAGUGGAUCUGUUUUAUCAACAAGUAGAACAAACUGUCCUAAUUUGCUCCUACAUUCAACUGAAACCAAACGUAUCAACCGACAUCCAUAAAUUAACUAAAGGCGUUCUCCGUACUUUGAGCGUGCGCAACAGACGACGAAACGCCGGCUUAUUUCAUCUAGACACGGGCUUGGUGUUUCGAAUUGCAGCUUCGACAUUCGUAUACAUAACCGUGCAACUGCAAAUGGCUUUUCCCUCAGUGAAAGAUACUCAAACUACAGCCAAUGUCACUUCUACUUCUGUCUGUGAAUUCAUGCCGUCUUAUACAUGCCCAGCUAUUUAA